ACAUAAAUUUCGGAUCUUAUUUUCAGUUAACGAUUACACGUUCAUUGUGAAACCGAUCAACAGUCAUAUCAUGUCAACUGUCGCUAUGCCAGCAACUACUUAUCAAACAUCUGCUACCGGAAAUCCUCCUCAAAUUUUAGGUCCAUUGUCUGGUGGUGGUGAAGUACCAGAAGGUGAACCUGUUCACUUGGAACUGAGGAUUGCACCUCCUGGAGAUUUACAAGUGCAAUGGUUCAAAGAUGGUGUUGCAUUGAGUGCCGGUUCUCGAUACAAUACAAUGUGUGAACGUGGUCUGGCUUCACUAGAUGUCAUCUAUACAAUUCCAGAGGACAGUGGUACCUAUUUUUGUGUCAUCUCAAAUCCAUUUGGUAAUGCUCAAAGUGAAGCUGUCCCCGUUAAUGUAAUACCUGAAAUUGAUCUGAGUCAAGAGCAUCUGGACGCACAAUUUGCUGAUCUUUAUCAAGCAACAAGUGCACCGGUGAAAGAAUAUGAACGUGAUGAGAGAAGUCAACCAAAGAGUGCACCACAGUUUACUCAACAACCGGUGAUUAGUAGUAGUGAUGUUCUUGAAGGUGAACCUGUCAGAAUGGAGGCCUUUUUAAACACCACAAGUGAUUCUUCGUUACAAGUUGACUGGAUAAGAAAUGGACAGCCAGUUGGUACAGGAAGCCGUUUCAACGCUGUACUCGAUCGGGGAUUGGUUGUCUUAGAAAUCGGUUACUGUUUAGCAGAGGAUAGUGGACAGUAUGUGUGUGUGGCAACAAACGCAAUUGGACGAACAGAGAGUCAACCUGUUGAAUUAAGAUGUCAGCCAGAAGAUCGGAUUGUUACAAAAUCGAUUUUGGAUCAGGAGUCUAUCAACCAUCUAAAACAACUAGAAGAACCUGGAGAAGACUUUGAUCACACACUUUAUGGAGCUGCUCAAAGCAUACCUCCAUCUUUCAAAGCAAAUCUAGAACCUUCUACGAUUCAAGUAAAUGAAGAUGAACCCGUAAUUUUCUCCGUACCAGUUGACUGCGGUAAUGGGGAUCGUGUGGUUGUUGAAUGGAAACGUGAUGGGCAGGUUGUUAAAACAGGAUCACGAAUUACAGGAAGCUUGGAACUGGGUAUCGCCAGCCUGAAAAUUCAUUACGCCCAACCAGCAGAUACUGGAGCAUAUACUUGUCACAUUUCUACGGAGCAUGGGUCCUCUGACUGCGGUCCUUCCAACUUGUUAUGUGAAGCUACGGGAGGCAUAAUUGCUGCAAGUCAGCUUCCAGGUGACAAGGAAAAGGGCCUUCAAGCCAUUGAAGCAAUAGAAGCAAAUUUACAUGCACCACGUGGUACAAUCUGGGAAGAUGAUGGUCCCCAUGAAGCACCAAUAAUUAUUCAACAUCCACAACCUGUUGGUGAGAUUGAAGAAGGCACAGUGAUUCACUUUGAUGUUCAAGUAGAACCUGCAGCUGACCCUUCACUGAUCGUCGAGUGGUUUAAAGGAGGUAAAUUAUUAACAAGUGGAACACGAUUUAAAGUUGCCUAUGAAAGAGGAUUAGCCACUCUGGAUCUUUUAUAUACUAUUCCUGAGGACAGCGGUGAAUAUUGGUGUUGUGUGGCGAAUAAAGCUGGUCAAAUGGAAAGCAAUCACGUGCAAGUUCUGUGCAACGCAAGUGCUUCAGUCAUCACACACAGUAAUCUCUUACAAGGAGCUGAAGGUUACCAUUUGAUAAAGGCAAUUGAAGACAUUGAGCAGCCCAAUGAACAGGAAUAUAAUUAUUUUGAAGAGGAAGAAGCUGAUGCGGCGCCCAAUUUUGAUGUGAAACCACAAGCUGCUACAAUAAGCGAAGGUUCUCCAGUCAAAUUCUUAGUACGUGUCAGCGGUAAACCCACACCACAACUGACAUGGUAUCUCAACGAUGAACCGAUUGAACAAGAUUCAAUUACGAAAAUCUACAGCGAUGGAGCAAUUAAUUAUUUAGAAAUGAGUCGUUGUCCCGCUUUACAAGGAAGUAAUAAAUUACAUGUGAUUGCACAAAAUCAACUAGGCAAAGCUGAAGCAGAGACUAUUCUCACAGUUGUAUUGGCAGAAGACUUCAGACCAGAUUUGAAACAUGUUAAACCAGGUAAUGAAACAAUUCAACUAUUUUAAGUAAUAAUUAGUUACAAAUACUUUCCAUCAUUACAAGCUUCGUUAAACAUUCCACUAUCAUUAGAGUUGAGUUGUUCCAGUGAUUUAGUUUCUUCUCAAACUGCACGAAAAUAGAUAAACUGGAGGCAUAUCCUGCUGAACAGUAUGAUUGAUCCUGGUUAAAACUUUUUUAAAUCUUCAAAGAUAAGUGAGUAACCAAAUAAAUUGGAAAAGUUUUUUGAAGUGAUUAGUAGGUGGUUAAACAUGUAACAUUAGAUGGGAUGAAUUAAAUAAUACAAAAAAGUGAUAAAUAGUGUCGAAAGAUAAAAGUGAUCAGUCUAAGUUUACACUUGGUAGAAAUAUUUAGACAAUAAUGCAUACUUUCUAGUACAAUGAAAAAGAAAUCCCUUUUUUUUUUAUCUCUAAACUCUUCAUAAUUCAAAUCACUUCUUGACGUCUUACAUCUCUGUUGAAACAUUUGUGCAACUAUUGAAUAUUGUAUGACCUAGUAUACAUUAAUAAUUUUUUCGAUUUACUUUUUUUUACUAUGCAUGAAUGCCCAGUUUAUAUUAACAGGUUGGUAUUUCUUUUAGCAUAUGAAAUUGAGUAGAUUAUGCAUCACUGACGUGAAACUUUCAAAACAUUUCUUCUUUAAUGUUCAUUAUCGUCAUGAUUUUGUUAUUAAUAUAAUUACUAUAACUACUGGUUUUACAGGAAAUAGGAAUAUUUUAAUUUUUUAAAAACAACUAAAAUAACUAGUAGUUAAAUUUAAAGCUGCCUUUUUUUUACCCAAAUUUCUUAAUCCACUGACAUAAAAGUACAUUUAUUUAUCACCGUAGUUAAACAUCUUUUAGUAUCAUUACGAUGUACAUAUGGAAGUCAUCACAUGUUGAAAUGCUGUCAAUUCUAUUUGUAGAUAUUUUAAAGUAUAUAGUAAAGUGAUUAUAAGGCUUAUUAAAAAUAUUCAAUAAUACGGAAUGUUGAAGACACCUGAUAAAACAAAGGCUGAAAUAUCCUUGAUUAAUCCCAUGUUCAUGCAUUAUAAAACUUAUUUUAAGGACUGAACCACCUGCAUAAAAAUACGUUUUUUAUAUAAGUGAUACAGUAAUGAAGGAAAUCCCGAAAAGGGAUUUUGCUAAAAUAGUGUUCUUUAACACUUAAACUUCGGUUUCAUCUCCAAACAUUAUCUAUCAAAGAUUAGGAGGUUUCCAUUUACCUUUCAAAGUAUUUUUGCUAAAUGAAAUGCUCUGUCUUGAAGUUGGAACAAACUUCGAAGAAAUUAAAAUUAACCCCAACUAUAAAGAAGAAUGUUAUGCUAAUAACUGCCAGUGAAUGGAUUUUUACCGUGCACUUUCUUAUUACUUUAAGUCCUAUGCUAAACUGUUAUUUAAUUCAGAAGGGGUUAAAAGUACUUUACUGGUCAAAAGCUCUGGUAAUUAAAAAGGAACACUGUAGAAACCAUAUGCGUAUAUAAUACCUGAAAGGAAAUCAUUAAAAUUUUCGAUACCUCUAAAUUAUUUUACUUCCCAUAUAUAUAUCCAUUAGAAAAUCCUUACAAGAAGAUGGUCGGCUUGCGCAAAGUUGACUGCUCACCUGAGCUAAACAAAGCUUUGACAAGAAAUAAACCAUCCGCUCAAACAAUAAUGGAGAUGGAAAGGGGUACUGAAAUGAAAGCUCGUAUGUACCGUUCACCAGAAGUACUUGAAGCUGAAAAGAUGCUCGAUCAACUUGCUUCAAAUCUAAGAAAAUCUGAACUCAAAAGACCUCCAAUAAACGGCAGCAAUCAAGAUGGUGUCGCCUAAAUUUUAUAAUGGAAUAAAUCUUAAUUUACCACUGGACUAUCCCUCACACACUUAUCUGAACAGCUGUGCAAUGCAUGAAUAUUCAUAUUUAAAGAAAUAAUCAGUCAAACAAUUCUAUUUACAAAAAAAUAUUUACAAAAUGAAUCAAGCUACAUAUGUUAAGUUGGGUCAUUUAUCAUAAUUCUGAGAAUAAUGAACAUGAAACAUUUACCAGAAACAAUGAUAUUAUCACUACUUGUUUAUAUUUAUGUUUCUAUUUCGCCCAGUCUUUUCAUUUCACUAGCACUUUUACUCACUCAUGAUCAAUUCCAAAUACUUGCUAAAAUGUUACUUUCAAACAACAAUUGACAAUGAAACAUUGGACAAGGUGAUUUUAAUGCUUCACAUUUGAUCUAAUUCAGAGAUCGAUGUGUUUUACUCUCCUGAAUAUCAUAUAGCUAACUGAUUUCAGUCAAUCAUAUCAAACUAAUUUAUUCAUAGUGUCUGAUUGGUGAACAUUUAUCUGCUUUGUUCUAUUAAAAUAUUUUUCGCCGUUUCUUCAAUUGUGUUUAUGGUCAUGCUAAUAAUAUAUGAGAAGUGAAUGCCAAAUGACGGAAACCAAUCAUGCUGAAAGGACUGACAACGGUAAUUUAUUUCAAAGACCAGUUGUGAAUAAAAAAGCAUAUUUUGGUGGUGAAAAAACCAUUUUAUGUUAUUGCAGACUCUUUUCGCUGAUGAUAUUGUCUAUUUAAAAUGUUCAACUUAUCCUGUUAUAUUGUUUAUUUAGCAAAUUACCUUUGAGUUUAUUUUUAUUCGCUGCAAAAGACAAUUCUUGAUUGUCAUGAAUUUCAAAAGCAGGUUGAUGUUUUCUUUAGCACAUGCAUUUGUGAAAUUAAAUAUUAGUCAGACUUUUGUAAGCAUGAACAGUAAGCUGCCUAGAUGAAAAGUUCCGAUAGUACUUUGAUAAAGUAUACAUCAGUUAUGUAAAAUGAGCUUACGUGAUAUGAGGUGGUUAACAACUUAGAACUUCCGUUACUACACUAAAGAAUCUGCAGAUGUCCAGAAACAUACUUUAAGACGACUGGGAUGUCUCUCAUCUUCUACAGUUUAAAACAACUUAUGUUAGGCAUAAGAAAGCAAAUAAAAACAAUUAUUGGCU
This is a messenger RNA of Heterobilharzia americana, 5044 nucleotides long. The record is from the annotation of a GenBank genome assembly. Lineage: Eukaryota; Metazoa; Platyhelminthes; Trematoda; Strigeidida; Schistosomatidae.